AUGGACACCAUUCUAGAUCAAAUCCGGGCACUAAAUGCCAUCGCAAAUGCGAACGAGCGACAGCACAUCCAAGAACAGCUUCGAGACGUACAACGCGAGAUUGCCUCCAACUUUGAUCUAGUCUGGGGCUUAGGAUCCGGUCACAUGCAGUGGGCGCUCAUACAAAUUGGUUUUGAUCUCGGUAUAUUUACAACGCUUUCCACCAACGCCAACCCAACCGGCCUACAACAUUUCCUCGAUGCAACCGGUGCAUCGCCGACAUUGCUCGCUCACAUCCUUCGGUCCAUGGCUUCUUUUGGCUUCAUUGUUGAGACGGAGAGAGAUACCUUUACCGCCAACCGUAUCACGAAGGCGCUUGCCCACCCCGAUGUCGUUGGUGCCAUCCCGCAUGUCACCCAUCUCCACGCUCUGACCGCCCAAGUACUGCCUCGCUAUCUACGCGAGCACAACUACCAGGCCAUGACUAACACCAAGGAUCUUCCCUUCCAUUUGGCUCUCGGUACAGACCUGCCGCCUUUUGAAUGGAUGAAGCAGCAUCCCGAACAUAUGAAAGCGUUAGGUCACGCAAUGAAGAUCGAGCGAAUGCAUAGCUGGGUCAAGUCUUACCCUAUUGAGACAACUAUCGGCGAGUUCGAAGCGGCGGCUGACUCUGCACUCCUCGUCGACGUUGGUGGUGGCUUCGGGCAACAAGCUGUGGCUUUCAAGACGCAGAUACCGUCCAUCUCAGGCCGUAUUGUGGUCCAGGAUGUUGCCUCAACAUUGGCUUACGCACCCGCAAUCAAUGGCAUCGAGUUUCAGGAACACGAUUUCUUCACGCCACAGCCUAUCAAGGGUGCGAAGUUCUACUAUCUCCGACACAUUCUGCAUGAUUGGACCGACGAGGACAGCGUUUGCAUCCUUCAAAAUCUCAUCCCUGCUUUGGCACCAGAGUCGCGCAUCGUGAUCGACGAGGUAGUUCUGCCAGAUACCAACGUGCCUUGGCAGUGCGCGUUCAUGGACCUGACGAUGUCUUCCUCGCUGGGAGGGUGCGAGCGUAGUAGAGAUGAAUGGGACAACCUCUUAGGUCGUGCUGGUCUUCGGAUUGUGGAGGUGCACACCUACGAUGAUGUUAGGAAGCACAGUGUCAUUAUCGCCAUGCCAAAGAAGCGGGUAUACUAA
Macroventuria anomochaeta is the source of this 1158-nucleotide messenger RNA. RefSeq names its product S-adenosyl-L-methionine-dependent methyltransferase. NCBI's taxonomy places the organism in Eukaryota, Fungi, Ascomycota, Dothideomycetes, Pleosporales, Didymellaceae. The transcript has 2 exons. Gene Ontology annotation, molecular function: O-methyltransferase activity. The coding region runs from base 1 to 1158 and encodes 385 amino acids. The record is from RefSeq and is a predicted model, not a curated record.